AUGGCGAGCAACACAGCAGACUCCAGAAAAACGGUCCUGAUAACAGGAUGCUCCCAAGAUUCGAUCGGCGAACAGCUGGCAAGGGAGUUCCACCGACGAGGUUUCCAUGUCAUAGCGACGGCGCGCUCCCUGUCCCGACUUACGAGACUGACCUCGCUAGGCAUUGACACGCGCGAGCUGGACCUGCUGUCGACAGAGUCGAUCCACGCCUUCAGUUUGGGCGUCACGAAGCUGGACAUCCUGAUCAACAACGCUGGCGACAAGCACCUCAUGCCCUUUGCAGACACGGCGCCCAAGGACUUUCGAUACAUGUUCGAGAUCAACGUGUUUCCACACUUUGAAAUCACGCAGCUUCUCCUCCCGCACCUCAUCCACUCCAAGGGCAUCAUAGUGAAUCACACCUCGCAGUCGGCGCACGGGUUCAAGUCGCCCGCGUCCGCGUACGCGAGUGCAAAGGCCGCGCUUGCCACAUUGACAGACUGCAUGCGCCUAGAGCUGGAGCCGUUCGGCGUGCGUGUCGUGGAGCUCGUUACGGGCAUGGCACAGGGCAACAUGACCAAGUUCGAGACGACGUACACGCUGCCGCGCGGGUCCAUCUACGAACCCAUCCGGGAGCCGCUCGAGACGAACAUGAAGGCGGAGGCGGCGCGGCCGAUGGUCAUGGACGGCGAAAGGUACGCAAGGCGCGUCGUGUCGGAUUUGCUGGAUGGCUGGUUCGGGACGCCCAAGUGGAUCUGGAGAGGUGCGUUCGCGACCACAAUGUACUGGGUCCUCGUUGCGAACACCCUCUGGAAGGGCUGCACGGAUGGCUUGUUCAGGGCCGCCCUCGGAUUUGGUGGACUGAAGCGGAAUUUGAACGAGGCCAAACAGCAUUCUUCCUGA
Messenger RNA from Exophiala spinifera, 882 nucleotides. RefSeq lists its product as uncharacterized. Gene Ontology annotation, molecular function: acylglycerone-phosphate reductase (NADP+) activity; triacylglycerol lipase activity. NCBI's taxonomy places the organism in Eukaryota, Fungi, Ascomycota, Eurotiomycetes, Chaetothyriales, Herpotrichiellaceae. The coding region runs from base 1 to 882 and encodes 293 amino acids. Gene Ontology annotation, cellular component: endoplasmic reticulum; lipid droplet. The transcript has a single exon. Gene Ontology annotation, biological process: phosphatidic acid biosynthetic process; triglyceride catabolic process. The record is from RefSeq and is a predicted model, not a curated record.